ACAAUCAAGUUAACUAACACAAGCAUUUAAUUUUGCUCUUGACAAAUCCAUGAGUGGCGAAGGAAAAUGUGGAGUUCAUAUGUUGUUGUUCAUGUCAUUCAGUUCAUUCAGUUCACGUAUUCUAAACAAUUCAAUCUAGUUGACAGGUUUCGAUACGUUUUGUGUGUUUUGUCUGCACCAGCCCCAUAGCCCCGGGACAAUAGGCAAAUUAGUUAAUGACUGAAAACUAGGUUAUUGUUGCUUUAGUUGACGUGUGUUUCGGCAAUGGGAGGCGACAUGACCUCUUGUUUUGAUUAGUUCGUAUUCCUGGUUGAGAGUCAUGGGCAGGGUGGUGGAGGCAGGUCGGCGGGCGCCCGAGCAGGCCCCUCCUAAUGAGUUCAGUGUCAUGGACGCGAAGCCCAUAGUCACCUAUGCGGGUGACAAAACUCUAUUCUCCAGCUUGGAAGCUCUGCUUGUGCAACGCAUUCCACAGGAGGCGACUGAGUGGAAAAGGUCAUAUGGAAGGCCUGUCAAAUCUGUUUUCACGGAGGCAGAAUUUUCACCUUUUGACCGUAGCCAACUGCCUAAAGAAGGAGACUGGCACCUCAUUGGCCUACCAAUAUUUCAUACUUACUGGACAGAAUGUGUUGACGUCGAUAUAUACAAGACAUCAGUGCGUGAAGACAUAGACCUGUGGUUAAAGACCUUACAAAAGUUCGGUAUUGACGACUGGUUGAUUGUGCAAGUAGAGACCUAUGACAUUAAAAGAAGUAACAAACUUCUGCCUCGCACGACAGUGCUCGAUAAAAUAAGAAGUGACUUUGCUUCCAAACAUCCUGAUCGAUGUAUAUCUGUGAUUAAUCCUAUUCGAAGUGAAUCAAAGUCUGCUGAGACUUGGAGGGGUUUGCUCUCUCGAAUACGAGUUCUACUUUUACAAGCAUAUGAUACAACUUUAGUAAGGUUUGAGGAAACCAUUAGAAAACAAAGGGAACGUCGCAUAGAGCCUGGGUGGAGUUUCUGUAAAUACUUUUUGCUGCAGGAGGAGUUGGCGUUUGUGCUUGAAAUGCUAGGGCUUUUUGAAGAGGCCCUUGUGCAGUAUGAUGAGUUAGAUGCAUUAUUUACCCAGUUUGUUUUAAACUAUUCUGUCGGAGAAACUCCUAACUGGCUAGGUUCCUUCCAAGGUCCACUUGAGUCUUGGCCAGGCCUUCAGCUCACUCACAAAGUCAACCAGGAGCAGCGGCUCCUCAUCCAGGACUCCCAGGCUUCUCUACUGCAGUUCAGAAGUUAUCUCUUUGCAAGGCAGAGUGCCAUGCUGCUGCUCACACUUCAGCCUUGGGAGAUAGCAAAGCGAACUCUUCCAUUUUUACACAACUGCAUAGCUGAGUUGCGGAUCCUUGAGGUCACUUGUCCUCCAGGAUCGGUUGCCUGUUGGGUAUUCCUGGGAUGUCUGGAAGUCUUGCGGACAUGUGAACAAUUUAAUGACAGCACUCAGGUCCAGAAGUAUUCAAGAUUUACUGCCAGUCUUUGGGCAUACGCAAGUGAUAAGUUAAAAGAACUUGGAGAGCUGUGUGGCCUCCUUCCUGGCAUGCAACCUACCAGUGAACAACUUCACUUGGUUGUUGGCCUUUCUGCAGGCAUGGGUGAUGUGCCUCUAAGCGAUGAGCCUACACCAACUGACCAACUCAAGGAAGCAUUAUCCUCAAAUGAGGCAUUUAAGAAACAUUAUUUGGAAUUUGCAGAACUGGCAAUGGGGACAUUCAAACAUAUUAACCGAGUUAGACUUGCAAGAGUGAUAGGGAGAGAUCUAGCCGCUUUUCACCAGAGGCUUGGUGACUACCAGACAGCCUCUCUCUUCCUGGAUGCAGCCCUGAGAAUGCUUGAGGUGGAAGGCUGGCGGUCUCUGGCUGUAGAGACAAGACAAGAACUUGUUGUGUGUUAUCGCCACACAGAUGACAAAGAAAAGUAUGUUAAAACAUGUGCAUCUCUUGCUUGCUCUCAUGAACUGGAUGUGGAGAGGAGAAUGUAUUAUCUUAAUCAAAUGGUUGAGGUGCUUUCCAGUAUUACAACAGGGCUACCGUUGGUUACUCAGUUUUCCGAAGCAUUUGAACUCCUCAGUGUUGAAGUGAAAACAGAUAAACAGAAGCUUGUUGUUGGAGGGAUUGUCGAGAUUGUUGUUGAGCUUCAAAGCCUCCUUCCCCGCUCCAUGCCGCUCAAGCAGGCUGCUCUAUCACUGGAAAAGAUUUCUAAAAUGGAACCUCCAAGUGAAACUGCUGACAAAAAACAUUCCAAUAGUUCCUCGUCUCUCCCUCAGACUGAGGAGCCACUUUUCCUCAAGAGAAGUUGCCUGAUAAAUAAAUCUCCCAACAACCCCUUAUUGUCAAGAAUUUCAAUGAGUCAGUGCUUAGACUACCAACAGGACCAAAGUCUGAAAGCUGCUUGGGCAACAUGCAGAGAUUCGCGGUAUUUUCUUAGGCGAGCUGAUAGCCAAGGCAAUCAUCGCAACAUCACUACAAGUCUGCAGACAGAUUUUAGUCUAUGUGCUUCAACUGAUAAUAAUAUGUUAGAGCCGGGCAAAAACACAUUGGUUCUCCAAGCCAAGGUAACAGAACCUGGAAAAUUUCAAUUCGGACAGAUGUCCAUUAAAUUGUGUGAAGGCCACCUAGAAUUUUUGUCAAAUGUUUUACAUUGUGGUGUUGGGUUUGAAGUGACCAGUGAGCCCCCUACAGUUUCUCUUCAAGCAUUAACUUCAGAUCUUCUUGCUGGUAUUGACCAAGAAGUUACUCUCAUUGUUAACACAGGCAGCCAUUGGAUUAAAAAGGAUUCCAAACUUAUUCUCAGACCAACCGAGGGGUUGCAAGCACAGCUUACUGAUGAUGAUGAGUGCUUGUUGAGCAAGCUGGAAGUUGCUCUUCCUGAGACUGGCCCAUUCCAAACCACACAGUACCCACUGCGGGUUCUUGCGAGACUUGGGUCUCAAAAGGAUAACAGUGUGCUUGAACACAAGGUUGAUAUUGAUUGCCCAUGGUCCGUAGAAGCACAGCCAGCCGUGUUGCAGUUCCACCCCCCGUUCUGCACGAGCCUCCGCCUUCACACCUCACACCGCCGCAAGUUUGCUCAGGUGCUGGUCACUGGAUUGACCAAGAGUUUUCUCCAAGUGACCAAGCCGGAACUUAGGCUUGAGGGUGAUUGCUCCUCUGUUCGACUGCUACCCUUGAAUCCCACAGCAGGACAGCCACUGAUGAUCCGCCAAGGCUUCAAUAUAGUGUUGCUGUGGGAGUUAGAAGUGGCUAAGCAGGAAGAAGAAGAGACAGGGGACAGUCCUAUUCAGGCUGUCUUUACCAUGUUUUACCUCCCAGUCACUGACAGCCACUCCCAGGAGAGACUUUAUCAGUGUUCAUUUGAUAUCAAUGAUUACAGAACAUUAAUCAUUGAAAGUGCCAAAGUUGAACCAUCCAAAGGUAGUGAGUUUUGUCGUGCAAGUACUAUGUGCCAUUUGCAUUUGACAGUUGAGCGUGUCAGUGAGAGUGUGCGCAGCUCGCUUAUGUAUGAAGUACUUGUUGAUCAGACUAUGUGGGCAGUCUGUGGUAGAACAACAGGUGUUGUCACAUUGGAUGAAAGUCACAAGCAGACCAUCCAACUUGAUGUGAUGCCUCUAAUCAGCGGGUAUCUACCGGUUCCCCAUGUAAGAUUGUCCAGAUACAUCCCUGCCGACCAGAAGCCUCUCGGAAAAGCCGCCUCGCUGCACCCGCGCCGCGAGCCCUUCAGCCCCGGGCAGGUCUUCAACAACAGCAAAGCCCUCCAGGUGCACGUGCUCCCAUCUGCGCCGCCCGGAGAGUCCGGGGGCCCCUGAUCGCUGCUCGCGCCCCAACCUGCGUCCGAGUCUGAGCAGGAGUACGACGGCUACUCCGACAUCGACUCUGAGUUUGACGACUCUGACGACCAGGAAGAGGGCGCUUAUUUCGAAAGCGGCGAUUCCAACGGGGAUGAGCCGCACAACCGAUCAACAAUGAUAAGCUCUUUUUUCAGCAAAAUCCGAUCUUUCAAGUCAUUUAAGUAAUGAUUGUGAUAGUUUUUGUUAUGUGCCUUUGAAUUGAGACAUUCUUUCGCUACAGUCUGACUAUGCUGUCUCAGCCUCUGUGAUUACUGUCUCCAUGUUUACAUUUCAAUCAUAAAUAUGUUUUGCGUCCUCUAAGUGUGAUGGGCUGCUAGUCCAAAUGUGUUUAACUCAUUAUUCCUGGUGAAUAUAUUUUUGUGCCAUUGUGUCUAAAAUAGAUUUUUAAAGUAAAUGUUAAGAGUAGAGUGAAAAUAGAACAAAUUUAUAUAUGUAAAAAUAUGAAUUUUUAUGUGUGAAAAUUUAUUAAAUCAUUUAUGUUAAUGUUGAUUGUCAUCUGAUUUAUUAAUGAGCUAUUCUAGGAAUGCAUCAUUGAGGACUGCCAAAAAUGACUUGCUUUUGUAAAUUGUAAAUAAAAUGGCCCGUACGCAGAAGUUAAUAGCUUCAAAAAGAAAGAAAAAUAGAUGUGAAAGUUGUAUUUUUACUUGUUUGUUACCUUCAGCCAUAAUAUACAUAAAACUAAAUUGCAGUUUUCUC
This is a messenger RNA of Frankliniella occidentalis (western flower thrips), 4567 nucleotides long. It is a transcript of the gene SIDL, whose product is annotated as trafficking protein particle complex subunit 10. The transcript is spliced from 21 exons. Gene Ontology annotation, cellular component: TRAPPII protein complex. Gene Ontology annotation, biological process: early endosome to Golgi transport; intra-Golgi vesicle-mediated transport. NCBI's taxonomy places the organism in Eukaryota, Metazoa, Arthropoda, Insecta, Thysanoptera, Thripidae. The record is from RefSeq and is a predicted model, not a curated record. The coding region runs from base 320 to 3829 and encodes 1169 amino acids.